This is a messenger RNA of Alternaria ventricosa, 1737 nucleotides long. RefSeq lists its product as uncharacterized. The coding region runs from base 1 to 1737 and encodes 578 amino acids. The transcript has 3 exons. The record is from RefSeq and is a predicted model, not a curated record. Lineage: Eukaryota; Fungi; Ascomycota; Dothideomycetes; Pleosporales; Pleosporaceae. Gene Ontology annotation, cellular component: fungal-type vacuole membrane. Gene Ontology annotation, molecular function: transmembrane transporter activity. Gene Ontology annotation, biological process: transmembrane transport.
AUGGAGGAGCAUGAGCCGUGGAGUAGAGAGGCGAGCCCGGACUCUAGGCACCGGAAGAUGAGCUUCAACCCAGUCGGCACCUGGACGGAGCAAACGGGCGAAGUGUACGUAGAGCCAACGAUAGGCGCAUUCGAAGUGCCUAGGUGGAAAAGACUGCUCCAGGUCUUCUUCGCCGUUAUCUACUGCCUCUUCGCCGCCGGUGUCGUCUUCGGUUACGCCGCGAUAAAACCCGUACUUCUCGAAGAAGGUGUCUACAGAGAUUACUGCACCAAAGAAGAGCUGGAUCAGGAUGUACACGUCUGCUACGAGCAGGAGCUCCGGCUCAACCUCAUGUUCACGAUCGCUGCCGUCUCUACGAACGUCGUCGCGCUUCCCGUCGGUACCAUCCUCGAUCGCUUCGGACCACGCGUAUGCGGAGUAACUGGUGCGAUAUCUAUAACGAUUGGCGCAUUGCUCUUCGCAUUCGCAAAGGAACUGCCUUUCGACGCGUUUAUCCCUGGAUACUUGUUCAUGGCGCUGGGUGGACCAUUCAUCUUCAUCUCGUCGUUCCAGCUUAGCAACACGUUUCCGCAAUACUCUGGACUCAUCUUGGCGCUUUUGACUGGAGCUUUCGACACCUCGAGCGCGAUCUUCUUGAUGUACCGACUCAUCUACCAAGGCACAGAUGGCAACUUCUCGAUCAAGAAGUUCUUCCUUAUCUACCUAAUCGUCCCAGCAUUUAUCCUCGCAGUUCAGAUUCUCUUCAUGCCAUCGGUAUCGUACAAGACGGUUGGUGAACUCGUCACUAGUGCGGAGGAAGAGCAGGUCAUCCACGACUCAGACGACGAGAUUGAAGACGCAGCAACUGUUCGAAGCCUCCAAGAUGCGCGACGAGCACACCGCGAUAGCAUUGUUAGCGAGAUUACGUCUUUGCUUGGCACAAAAGAUGGUCAGAAGCAGGCACAAGAAGAAGACAAGAAGAAGAACAUUUCAGGUGUGUGGGGUGCGCUACACGGUCGCACCGCCAGCCAGCAGAUCCGCACGCCCUGGUUCAUUCUCAUCACGCUGUUCACCGUGCUGCAGAUGACGCGUAUCAACUACUUCGUUGCCACGAUUCGGACGCAAUACACGUACCUGUUCCAUGACUACGAGAAGGCUGUCGAAAUCAACAACUUCUUCGAUGUCGCGCUUCCAGUUGGUGGAGUACUGUCUGUACCGUUCAUUGGUCUGCUUCUCGACAACACAAGCACUACUUUUACGAUGGCGCUGCUCGUCACCGUUGCUACCACAAUUGGUGUGCUAGGCGUGAUUCCGGAGACAUGGGCCGCUUAUGCGAACAUUGUCCUCUUCGUGCUCUACCGACCUUUGUACUACACCGCAGUCUCCGACUACUCCGCCAAAGUCUUCGGUUUCGCUACCUUCGGAAAAGUUUACGGCCUCAUCAUCUGUCUCGCUGGUGUCCUCAACUUCUCUCAAUCUGCUCUCGACGCCGCUACACACAAGACCUUCAAGAAUGACCCUGUACCUAUCAACGUCAUCUUGCUUAGCCUGGCGCUGCUCGUCGGUCUAGCCCUUGUGGCGUUUGUGUGGCGAAAGAGCCAUAGGAUCCAAAGGGAGAACAUUGAAGAGGAGGCUGAGGAAGCAAGAGAGUCGCUUAUGCCAGCUGCCAGUGGAAGUCAAGGAGCGAAUGGCUAUAGGUCGAUGAACGGAAGUGGGACUGUCAGUCCUAGUGAAGACAACAGGGGGAGACGGCUGUGA